This is a messenger RNA of Prorocentrum cordatum, 542 nucleotides long. The record is from the annotation of a GenBank genome assembly. NCBI's taxonomy places the organism in Eukaryota, Dinophyceae, Prorocentrales, Prorocentraceae.
GUGUGUGUGUGUGUGUCUGUGUGUGUGCGUGUGUGUCCGCGCGCGCUUCCGUCGUGCCACCCGUCGUGUUCUCGGGCGAGCACCUGUGGCCGGCUUUGCUCUCGUGUCGGGCCUUUCUGCUCCUGCUCCCGAGCGGACGCCGCGCAACCCAGGGCUGCCAGAGCCCGCCAUCUAAUGAUAAUUACGUUUUUUCUGGGCUCAAGAUUUGCGAUUCGCCCGCCCACCCUGGCCUGGAGGCCUCUUGCGGCCAUCCUGGCGCGCCAGAUGGCGGGAAAGGAGGGGCUGGUGGACCAGGUCAAGGGCCUCCAGAGGUCCGACCCGGCCGCAAAGGAGGCCUGGUGGACCUACUGCGACGAGUACCUCGGAGGCGUCAAGGAUCCGAACAGGCACGACGCCAGGACGCUCAGCGAGUUCCUAAGCUUCUACAGCGGCGGCGGCUCCAAGGGCGCAGCGCCCAGCAAGGGCAGCACGGCCAAGGGCAAGGGCGCCGUGGCCGCAAGCGGCUGGGGCGGCGGCAAGGUCGGCGGGGCCGCCGCCGGCUG